AUGCCAGGUGCUUUGAAGGAGUGCAGCUUGGCGUGGCUGCGAUGCCAGCGCUGGCAGGGUCAGCUGGAUCCCACAGGAUGGUGUAUCAGGGGGCAGCACUUUAACGAUGCUGGGGAAGUUCUCGGAAGCUUCGGUGCGAUGAGACAGAGGGAGCCGGAUCCCUGGGAGCCGGCGGAGGAAGCCUCCGACAGGUCCCACAUGGAGUUUCAAGAUUGGGCGGAUGGCCUUUUCUUCUCGCUGGACCGGGAGGGCAAGGAGCAAUUGCUGGAUGCUGAUGGUCAACAGGUCAUGAUGGAGUGGGAGAAGCCAUAUGUGGAAAAAUGUGCUGAUGAGUUACAGAUAGCACCUGUCUGUGAUGUGCUCGAAAUUGGCUUCGGCUGCGGAUACAGCGCUGAUCGGAUUCAGCACUUCAAGCCGCGAUCCCACACCAUCAUUGAGUGUUCAGAGGUUGUGCUGAAGCGGCUCAAGCAGUGGGCGAGCACGCGGCCGAAUGUGCGCAUCGUUGAGGGUACGUGGCAGCAGCGCUUGCCGGAGCUUGGCACGUUCGAUCGGAUAUUCUUUGAUGAUUACGGCCAGCCAGGCGUUUCUGAUAGAGAGAUGUUCCUCAAUUGCCCAAAUGAGCAGUAUAAAGCAAUCUAUGAUGAAUCACCGACGCACUUUCACGCGUUUCUCGACAUUGCUCUGCAGUUUCAUGCCCGCCCAGGAACAAGAAUAUCAGGAUAUUUGGUAAGCCCCAUUGUUGUGGACAGAGAUGAUGUGGAUAUCACCUACGAGUCCAUGGGUGUCCAACCUCCCGCUCAUUGCAACUAUUACUUUCGAAACGAGGCUGUGGUUCCCAUAUUCGCAAAAACAGCGGAUUCGCAAGCGAGCGACGGCAGCACACGCAGCCCAAGCUUGUCUGGAUGCGAGGAACAAUGA
Molecule: messenger RNA, 918 nt
Organism: Effrenium voratum
Lineage: Eukaryota; Dinophyceae; Suessiales; Symbiodiniaceae
Source: the annotation of a GenBank genome assembly